AAAAGAACACAUACGGAAAUGAAUAUUCGAGUACCGACCCAGUUAGGGCUUUAAGGGAGGAAAAGAAGAGGCGGGUAAAGGACAUUCUUGAAGUAACAACAAACUAUCACACAUGUCUUGGGACCAAAGAAAAAAUGUCAAAAUUCGCCAAGAGGUGUAUAUAAACAUGGAGAGGUUUCUCCCAUCAGAACUUAGUUUGGAGAUACUUUCUCGCUUACCCAUUGAUGAAGUCAUACAAUGCAGAGAAGUUUGCACUGGGUGGAGAGACCUAAUUGGUCCUCCUUCCGAUCCUCAUCUGCAUUUGCAACGAGUAUCACAGUCUGAUGGUAAUAGUUUCUCAAGUCUUUCUUCUCAUACUGCUGCUAAUGAUCCCGUUGGCUUACUUUUUAGUUUAAAGUUUCCGCUGCAAAACGGAAACCAAAUUUACUACGGAGAGUAUCAGAACCAGCAUAGUUAUAAACUUAAAAGGGUCAACCAGCCUCCCACUAUUAGUAAAUUAGUUGUUGGGUCAUGUAACGGCUUGAUUUGCUUUUCUGAAACCAAUCAUUUUGGUGUCCAUGAACCCAGCUGUAUUUGCAACCCUGUCACCAGUGAGUACGUCAAUCUUCCAAGGCUGAAUGUUAAAUGCGACGACAAGGUUGAGGCUAUGGUGUGUGGUUUUGGUUAUCAUCCUUCUACUAAUAAGUACAAAAUUGUAGAAAUAUGCUAUAUCCAGAACCAACCUUUAGGGCAUGUCAAGGUAUAUAUUCUAGGGAGUGGCAGUGGUUGGAGAGACAUAGGAGAAACCGCUUACUCAUUGAGACCUUCCCGGGGUAUAUCUAGUAGUCGAUCCCCAUUUGGUACGUUGGCGAACGGAGCACUUCAUUGGCUUAACGAUGAAGACAAGAUUGUGUCCUUUGAUUUGGAUACCGAGAACCUAUACUUGCUCCCAUCACCAUUUUCUGACCCUGCUGUAAGUAGGCAGAACCGUUCCAAACUUAAGGUAUUGGGAGGAUGCUUGUGUUUUGUUUAUGCAAUCGAAAGAUUAGACAUAUGGUUCUUAAGGAAGAAAGGGGUAAGCGUUAGUUUUGGCGUGAACGAGCAGGACGAUUUUGACAAGUUGAACUGGAUUAAGGAGUUCAGCAUACCAUUUAGACGUGGAGUAGAGCUCUGCGCCCUUAAUAAUGAUGGUGAAAUUCUACUGGUCGGCUACGCUGUUGGCUAUGCUGUUCUCAUCUCUUAUAAUCCACAAACUGGAUCCAUGGUAAAGCUUACAGGUAACGAAUUUCGUAAUGUAUUUCGUAAUGUAACUCCUCACGUGAACACUUUUGUAUCGCUGAAAGCUCUUGGAGAAAAAUGUAGAUUCAGAAAAAGAUAUGAUGUUAAUCCAGCACCUAAUGAAAUCCGCAUAGAACCACAGCCAAAGGGAUUGAAGGGCGGAUAGUGGAACUCAUGAUUCGCACCACAUUUUUUAUUUUCCAGUUUUAAGUUUAGAUUCCAGUA
Papaver somniferum (opium poppy) is the source of this 1482-nucleotide messenger RNA. Its product is annotated as F-box protein At3g07870-like. The coding region runs from base 113 to 1423 and encodes 436 amino acids. Gene Ontology annotation, molecular function: protein binding. The record is from RefSeq and is a predicted model, not a curated record. The transcript has 2 exons. NCBI's taxonomy places the organism in Eukaryota, Viridiplantae, Streptophyta, Magnoliopsida, Ranunculales, Papaveraceae.